AUGAUUUAUGCGGGCAAAAACAAAUUCGAGUCACCUGCAAACGCAACUAGCAAUUCCGGGGAAGAACCAAAGAAACUAGACGAAUCUAAUAAUUGGUGGCGCAAUAAGAAACACGCUAGAAAAUCUAGGAAUUUUUCGAAUUGCGCCAAUUUAGAAUUUGAAACCGACAAACAGUUAAACAAAGUGUUCGUUGAAGAUGAGGCCCCCAUCAACAAAAAGCUGCCCAAAGAGCUGCUCCUUCGGAUAUUUUCCUACUUAGACGUCGUCUCGCUCUGCAGAUGCGCCCAAGUAUCGAAAGCCUGGAACAUAUUGGCUCUGGAUGGCUCCAAUUGGCAAAGGAUCGAUCUCUUCGAUUUCCAAAAGGACGUAGAAGGUCCGAUAAUAGAGAACAUAUCCCGCCGAUGCGGCGGUUUCCUGCGACAGCUGUCGCUGCGCGGCUGCCAAUCGAUCGCCGACGGCUCGAUAAAAACGCUCGCCCAGCUGUGUCCCAACAUCGAAGACCUCAACCUCAACGCCUGCAAGAAACUCACCGACGCCACGUGCGCCGCCCUCUCGCGUCACUGCACCAAACUGCAACGGCUCAACCUCGACAGCUGCUCGAGCGUGACGGACCAAUCGCUGAAGGCGCUCAGCGACGGCUGUCCCAAUCUGACGCACCUGAAUAUAGGCUGGUGCAGCAACGUCACCGAGAACGGCGUCGAGGCGUUGGCGCGCGGCUGCCCGCGCCUGCGCAGCUUCAUCAGCAAGGGCUGCAAGCACAUCACGUCCAAGGCCGUGAUAUGCUUGGCCAGGUUUUGCCAUCAUUUGGAGAUCGUGAAUUUGCACGGGUGUAGCAAUAUUAGAGACGAGGCGGUUCAAGCGCUAGCGGAAAAGUGUCCUCGUUUGCACUAUUUAUGCCUGAGCUCGUGCUCGGCCCUAACGGACGCUUCAUUAGUAGCACUCGCCACCAAUUGCCAUUUAUUGUCCACUUUGGAAGUAGCCGGAUGUUCACUGUUCACCGACGCCGCCUUCCAGGCACUAGCUAGGAAUUGCAGAUAUUUAGAAAAAAUGGACCUGGACGAAUGCGUACUGAUAACAGACUCCACGUUAAUCCACUUAGCCAUGGGAUGUCCUAGAAUCGAAUAUUUGACUUUAUCUCACUGCGAACUGAUAACGGACGAAGGCAUUCGACAUCUGUCAAUGUCACCGUGCGCCGCAGAAAAUCUCACCGUUCUCGAACUGGACAACUGCCCCCUCGUCACCGACGCCUCCCUCGAACACUUGACCUCCUGUCACAACUUGCAACGGGUCGAAUUGUACGACUGUCAACUGAUCACCAGAGUCGGAAUUAGGAGAUUACGGAAUCAUUUGCCGAACAUCAAAGUACACGCGUACUUCGCGCCGGUGACGCCGCCCCCGACGGCCGGAGGCAGCAGACAGCGGUACUGCAGGUGCUGCGUGGUGCUAUGA
Messenger RNA from Phyllotreta striolata, 1449 nucleotides. The record is from the annotation of a GenBank genome assembly. NCBI's taxonomy places the organism in Eukaryota, Metazoa, Arthropoda, Insecta, Coleoptera, Chrysomelidae.